ACCAUUCUUUCGUUAUCUAUGCAUUGUAUGUUGAAUGGAAAAUGUUAUUAUCCCGCUCUGUUUAUUCUAAUAAAAAUUUCUGUAGCUUUGUUUUAGGUUUUAGGUUUGUGGUUUAAAGUAAGUUAUUUUUAGAUAGUAUUCAACAUGUGACUUAAAUUCUAUUAUGUUAAGUGACAUACAAUUUUGACAUUCUUAUAGUAGUGCCUAAUAAUGGUCGAACCUUUCGUCGUUUGCUGCAAUUUGCAAUAAAGAUCCAAGACCAUGGCUGAAACUUUAGAUCACCAAAACAACAGGAGUGAAACAUCACAGGCAAAAACCAUAUUAUUGCAAGAAUAUAUGAGCUGGUCAGAUGAAAACAACAAUUUAUUCAAACUUGUCUCGGAUUGUGUUUGUGAUGAUGGCAGGAUAAGUUUAGUUUUUUCUGUGGGUCAAGAAGGCGAUUGUUUUACCUUAUAUUGCCCUCCCAGUUACCCACACUAUAGUGACAACUUUUUCGUGGAAGGUUCAUCAAGUUUUCAGAUUUGGCUUAAUUGUUUGAAUGAAUUUAUUCUUGAUUCUGAAAUGACAUUGAGUUUGACUGCAAUUUUAAACAAAGCAGCUGCCACUCACAGUACGAAUAGGCGAAUGUCUGUGUGUUCAAGUUCUUCAGGAUCUGAUACAGAUUUUUGCUACUCUUCAGAUAAAGAUAAUGAAGAUGAUGAUUUUGAAAUGUCCAUAUUCCUAAAAAGAAAAAGGUGGCGACAAAAGGAAGCACAGUUGCGCGCUGCAAACAAAAUGCCUAAAACUUCAGACAUGUUCAAUGGUACACUUAAAGAUCAUCCAAAUCAAGUCUUUAGCAAUUCUGCUGCAACGGGUAUUUUAACCAAUGAUUUGGUUGCCAUAAUGGAAUCCCAGAAAACGACGGGUAUAAAUGCCGAACCAGUAGAUGAUAACAUCUACCUCUGGUCAGUGUUUUUAUCAGAUUUCAGCAACAACUCUGAACUACGUCAAGACCUAGAACAGUUAAAAUCACAGUUUGGCUAUGAUUACAUUGAACUGGAGUUGAAAUUUACAAUGGAUUUGUACCCAUUUUAUCCACCUAUUGUGCGUGUAGUCCGCCCUCGGUUGCUAGGGUCCAUGAUGCUGCGUGUUGCAUGCAUGGAUCAUCUGAUGCUGUCUCAUUGGAAUCCAGCACGCAGCAUGCUGUCUGUCCUCCAAGAAAUAAAGGAAUUCCUCAGUCAGUGGGCACGGCUGGAUGUGCCCAGUCAGCGGAACUCUAUUAGCAUGUGCCCUUUUGGAGCGUACACGUCAAUAGAGAAUCACUUGCUGUGGUUGGCAUUUGUGACUGAAAUACCGUCUCGUACCAAUGUGUAUCUGUCUUAUGAGAAGCAGCCUUCAAACACUCAAUUUCCUAAUGUUGACUCGAGCCAACAAAAAGCAGUAGGCAAAAACUCCAAAUGGAAUGCUCAACAGUUUUUCCCAUCAGGUACAGGCUACAGCUCCUGCUGUCAGCCGGGCUGGGACAUAAAUAGCUACGUUGCAGCUCAGCAGGAAAAAGACAAGCAGAUAGUAAAUGUGCUGCAAAAGAUUCUGCUCGAGCUGAAGAAUAUCAGACUCAAAAUAAAUUCUAGUGUUCAGGAACAGGGCAAUACUUACUCCAGUUUUCAAAUUUCUGCUGACACACCGGAAGAAGAGAAAAUGCAAGUGGAGGAAGCAACGCCAGGAAAUUGUGGAGACUGUGGUAUGACCGAUAAUGCUGCACUGGUGGAGCCAUUAUUGUUUGAAAUUUUGGAGCAGUCUGCUCUUAUACCGUUCCUAGAGACAAAACUUCAGGUGGAUACAUUCUUGGAGAUGUGCCAGCAUAUUCCGGUGUAUCAGUGCGUCAUGGACAUAAUCAAGGAGUUUGCACUGCAGCCAUCGCUUGUCCGACUCCUGUGGACGUUGCCGGACCAGGUACAGUCCUUAUACACCCUUGUGACUAAGCUGCAGAAGAAAGUGUGCUUCAUUUUGGAGAAAGUGAACAAGUCAUCUGCCAAUGGGAAUGCUUCGCACAGUGAUGAUUCACAAAUAAAUGUAUCUGAGGAGGAAUCGUUGGUAAAAGAUGUGCAGGAAAUGAGUAAUGUUGUGUCAAUAGCAUUGGAGAACAGCGACUUUUUCAAAGCAGAAACGUGUAACAACGGAGAGCUGUUACCACCCAUCCAACCAUCAGAUCCAGGAAAGUCAUUUAAGGAUAAAUAUAUGAAGGCACUGAAAGACAUGCAAGUCUUAAGCUGUGAUAUUGAAGUGGUGGGUGCACGAUCACAUAGCUUCAGCGAUGAGUUUGUAAAAUCUCUGGCUCCAAAUGCUUCGCAGGUGAUGAGGAUUGCACAGGAAGUAGCUGCCUUGUCAACGUCACUACCCCUUGAUGUAGAGUCUUCUAUUUUUGUACGCACUGAUGAUUCCAAAUGCACAUUGCUGAGAGCACUCAUAAUUGGACCAGAAGGCACACCAUAUUCUGGAGGAUGCUUCCAGUUCGACAUAAUGUUUCCUUUCACGUACCCAAGUGCACCACCGCUAGUGCGUUUUUACACGAAAGCUUACGGACUGUUUCGUUUCAACCCGAACUUGUACAGCUGCGGCAACGUGUGCCUGUCGCUUCUAGGGACGUGGCCCGGUCCGAAGAGCGAGCAGUGGAACAAGGAUACGUCCACUCUCUUGCAGGUGCUGAUCUCUAUCCAAAGUUUGAUAUUUGUAGCGGAACCAUAUUUCAACGAACCUGGCUAUGAGAGGAGGAUUGGCACCUCCAUAGGAGCGUCGAUGAGUCAGAACUACAACGAGAAUGUUCUGCUGAAGACGGUUCAGUAUGCCAUGGUCGAACAACUCCGGUGCCCGAGCUCUGGAUUUGAAGACGUGGUGCACACUCACUUCGCCCUCAAGAAGGAUAGGAUUCUAGAGGAACUAGGGAAUCAUCAGAAGAGAAAGUUUUCAAAUAACUUGAAGGUUCAAAUUGAAGCUUUUAAAAAAGAACUGAAGAAGUUACCAGAGCUGUAGUCAGUACUGAUGCUGAACACAGAGGUGUCACCAGAAACGUGCUCGAAGACUAUUGGCACCAAAGACAAUUAAAAUCACCUAAGUUGUGUUUUUAAACUAUAUGAAAUUUUAUUAAAGUUGUCUGAGCGUUUUGUAUAGUGGAAAUAAUAAUUACUGAAGACCAAAUAGUAAGAAUCUUUUGUGUGUAGAUUAAACUAUUAUUUUUGUCUGUACUGAAUUUAUUUAUAGGUUACAUAAUGUUUCUUGUCGGUUUAUACGUUGUACUUAAGGAUGGUACUGGCUUUCAAGAUCACUGUCAUUUUGAUAAUGAAAAUUGUUAAAUUUUCAAGAGUACAGCAUCUUUUGAGAAUUUAUAAAAAAGUUGUGCAUGAAUUACACUAAAGCAGAACUUAAUAAAAAUUUUUUUUAAAACACCUUCCUGUUUAGUACCCUACAUUUGGUAUGUGCUCAGGUAAAUUUGUUAUGCUUAUGCCUCUAUUGGCAACAGUUGGCCUGACAGUGUAAAAUGUUUGGUUCUGAUUUAUACUUGAAUUUUUAGUUAAUUUUUUACCAAAUGAAAGCAUAGACAUUUGCUGUCAAAUAUUGUAUUUUCUUAAUUUUUGUGGCUAUAAAAAUAUAAAAAUGCUAAAGUUAUUACGAGUCAGAUCGGCCCUGCUAAACAUGACCUAACACAAUUUACUCGAGAUUAAUUUCUUCAUUUGAUUUUUAGAUUGAAGAAGAGAGUUCUGAUAAUUUUUUUUUAAUUCUCUGUUCAGCUGCACUAAAAACAAGUAAUAAUUUUGAAAACAUUCUUUAAUGAAAAUGUCUCAGUUAAUUGAUAACUGAUUAGGUAAGACCAGAGUUUUUCAUUGCCUGGGGGUGAGUUUUACAUGGGCACACCUAUGAUCAUCUGUUACACGCGUGCAGAAUUUCAGGAGUCAGUAAACAACAGCAGUCAAAAGUGGCGUAAGUGAUGCAGAGUGGUAGUUUGUCAACGAAGCUGUUCCCAUUACCGAGAUGAGAGGGCAUAAAAGUGGAGGCUAUGAACAUCUGGAAGUUGGAGAGAAGUACAACACACCGUCACAGCAGGUCGUGUGGCGAUUGGCCAAUAAAAUUCAAACAGAGAUACAAAAAAAAUUUAGUUUUUUAAUAAAUAGGUUUGCAACUGGUUUUAUUCCGCGAAUUGUUUCCACUGUUUUUGGGAUAUGACAUGAAAUCUAUACAUUUUUGGAAGGUGUAGGAAUCUUACUUUGUACUUAGUAUUUCAUCAUAAUAUAGCUAUUGCUAGUACUUGUUUUUAUAAUAAAAUCUGCCACUGUCAGUCCUUAUAAUUGGGGGUUCACUGUAUUGGCAUGGACUGUGAUUCAUCAAAAAACAAGGCUGCUGUUUCAUUAUACCUGAGAGAGUUGUAAUAUUAUUCAACAUUCAGAAGUACAUAAAGAUGUCAAACUAAUCAAAUCAAGCAGUGUUUUCUCUGAGAAAACUCCAUAUGUGAGGAAAGAAACCUUAAUUUAAGUAAAUUAUAUUUUAUUUGUAAAUCAUUUAUUUAGAAAAAAAAUUAGGUUAAUUUUUGUAUUCUUCAUGUGCAUACACUCAUAAGUUGCUGUUAAAAAUUUCAAAAUGUUGCACACUUUUGCAGAUAUUCAGAAGGCUUUGGCUUUUGUUAAAUACUAUUUUCCUAAACUUAACAAAGCAACAUGUGAACAUGUGAACAUGUGACGUGCUUUCCUUGUACUCUACACUCGCUUGAUUGCUGGGAAAUGGCGUGGCUGCCACACAGUCAUUUUGGCAUGUUGCUAACAAUAUAUGAAGAUCUAGCACUUCAAUAUUACGUACAUACAUAUUGUGCUGUUUCUUGUGUCACCAGUACUUACUCAAUGAUACUAAUAUUAUUUCAGCAUCUUCGGAUAUUACAGAAACUUAACUUGUGUUUUUCAUUGUUUCGCAUCCCCCAACCCAAUCAUCUAGGUCAGCGUUUCCCAACUUUUUUUUUUUUAUCAUGGACCCUAGGUGCAGUGGCGUAGCGUGCCAUCUCGGCGCCUGGGGCGGGAGACCUAUUUUGCCGCCCCCAUUCUAUAGGUGCUUAAUUAAAAUUAAAUUUCACAUGCAAUGAGGUACCUUAUAUUGAAGUUAAAAUAGGAUGAGCUGUUUUACAAGCGGAUUCUACGGGCCUUAUGAGCAGCGAAGUCAGAAAUAACUUUGUCAAAAUCAAUAUUAACAGCCAAUUCUUGUUCAAUUGACAAUAUAGCCAAGUUUGAUAGUCUAGCGGAGCUCAUAGUAGAUCUGAGGUAAUUUUUUAUUAGUUUCAACUUCGAAAAACUUCUUUCACAACUUGCAACACUAAUUGCCAAAGUCAAAUAUAUACCUACGAAUCAAGAUGACUAUAUUUGGAACCGAAAUUCCGAGAUUCAGUUUUUGAAUGAACUGGAAGAGCUCCAGUGGUCCUUUACAACUUAUAUCUUCCUCUGAUUCAGAACAGGCAACAACAACAAACUGCUGAAGACGCUUCCGCUCCAUCUGAAACUCGUCCUUGUCGAUGUCUUCUAAUACAUGGGAAAGAUCCCCGAACUUGCUGUCCAAAAGUUUCGCUGGCAUAAAAAAUCCGAACUUGUCCGAUAUUUCUUGAAUUUGCUGGAAUAGAGUCGUCAUUUCUUGAAUGAUCUUGUCGAAUGAUGCGAUAAUCUCUCGACGGAUUUCCUGUUCGUGAGACAAAGCUGCAUCUUCAGAAGAUUCAUCGCCAUGCAUGCGUUUUUUCCUGCGAAUUCUUCUCGUUUUGAGUUCGAUUCCGAGUUUUUCGCAGAGAGUCUUAGCAAAGUCAAUUGCUUCUUGCACGAAACGGUCUCUACUUUCCACUAAGAGGGUUUUCAAAGCGCAGAGUUUCUGAGCACACUUAUCCACACUUAGUCCUCGUUGCUGCAGGUAAAUCUGUGCGUCAUCUACUUCAGG
Messenger RNA from Bacillus rossius redtenbacheri, 5934 nucleotides. Its product is annotated as baculoviral IAP repeat-containing protein 6-like. Bases 262 to 3009 code for a protein of 915 amino acids. The transcript has 7 exons. The record is from RefSeq and is a predicted model, not a curated record. Lineage: Eukaryota; Metazoa; Arthropoda; Insecta; Phasmatodea; Bacillidae.